GGUCACACUGAAGCGCGGGAAAGCCGUCAGCUGUCAUCACAAAUUUUGCGAGCAACUAGGCGAAAGAAUUACAAUAAAUAAACCUAAAAGUCGCUGCAGAGAAGUACACGAACCCGAAAAAGAAAGUUACACUAACAAUCAGAAAUUAUUGCAUCACAAAACGCAAGAGUUGAUCGCGGUUUCAGCAGUCGCACUUUUUCAAGGUGUUAUUUUCCUGCACGGAACAAAAGCAGAACCUGCUGAAAAAGCGCGGCGUUUCAGGCGUCUGGAAUAAAUCAGUCUGUGCAUCCCAAUCCACGAGGUACAGUCAUGGCCAAGGUACACAUCACCAACGUGGUGGUGCUGGACAAUCCUAGCAGCUUCUUCAAUCCUUUCCAGUUCGAGCUGACAUUCGAGUGCAUUGAGGAGCUGAAAGAGGAUCUAGAGUGGAAGAUGAUCUACGUGGGCUCGGCGGAGUCGGAGGAGCACGACCAGGUGCUGGACACUAUAUACGUGGGCCCGGUGCCCGAGGGAAGACACAUCUUUGUCUUUCAGGCGGAUCCGCCAGAUGUUAGCAAGAUCCCAGAACCAGACGCAGUGGGCGUCACCAUUGUCCUGCUCACCUGCUCAUAUCGCGGACAGGAGUUCGUACGUGUGGGCUAUUAUGUAAACAACGACUAUGCGGAUCCGGAGAUGCGCGAGAACCCGCCACCGAAACCCCUCUUCGACAAAUUGACUCGCAACAUCCUGGCCAGCAAGCCGCGAGUCACCCGCUUCAAGAUCAACUGGGAUUAUGGGCACAUCAACGGUAACGGUAACGGAGUCGAGAACGGCCAUGACGAGGAAAUGGUCACCGAUGGCCCGUCCACGUCCGAAGCAGCGUCAGUCGUUGUGCAACCGGAGGAAGACAACAGCCUGGCCAUGCCCAUCGAGAACGGUAUUAAGGCCCUCAACGAGAACUCCAACUCACUGGCCAUGGAAUGUUGAGAUCUGCCGGCAGUCCCAGCUGUAACCACAUAAACCCACACACACAGCCUCUCACCCACACGAACACAUGCUGCUAUGGUCGACGACUUGAGGAUAACUCCGACUCGGACACUUAGCACUACAUGUCCCUCUAUUUAAGUAACUAUUAAUUAAAUCAAACAGUUAAAUAUAUAUACAUUAAAUUAA
Molecule: messenger RNA, 1152 nt
Organism: Drosophila ficusphila
Lineage: Eukaryota; Metazoa; Arthropoda; Insecta; Diptera; Drosophilidae
Gene: asf1
Product: histone chaperone asf1
Exons: 1
Coding region: 310-966 (218 amino acids)
Biological process (GO): DNA replication-dependent chromatin assembly
Cellular component (GO): nucleus
Molecular function (GO): histone binding
Source: RefSeq, a predicted model, not a curated record